Astyanax mexicanus (Mexican tetra) is the source of this 1217-nucleotide messenger RNA. RefSeq names its product dickkopf-related protein 3-like. Gene Ontology annotation, molecular function: receptor antagonist activity; co-receptor binding. Gene Ontology annotation, cellular component: extracellular region. The record is from RefSeq and is a predicted model, not a curated record. The coding region runs from base 511 to 1125 and encodes 204 amino acids. Lineage: Eukaryota; Metazoa; Chordata; Actinopteri; Characiformes; Acestrorhamphidae. The transcript has 4 exons. Gene Ontology annotation, biological process: multicellular organism development; negative regulation of canonical Wnt signaling pathway.
CAGCAAGCAGCCCUGUGGAUGGCUCUCCACGCUCCAGCUCUCCACAGGCUGUUUGUCUGCAAUUCAGGCCCUCACCCUGACAACGUGUAUGUGAAUGGAGGUGGGGUGCUUUUCUUGCCCCUUUGUGGGAGUCUGUUAUCUGUCCAUUAGCCCAGACGACCUCCUCCCCUAACCCCCCCUGUCACCUAUUGCAGCUGAUAAAUUUGCCAAACUGACCUACGUGCGAUAGGGGGGGUUAAGGGGUGGGGCGAGCUAUUUUACUAAUCCAUUAACUACUAAUUGUCUCCUCCUAUCUUGUGGCUUUAACAAACAGAAGAAUGAGAGAAAGGAUGGCUGCACCUGGCUAUAUAAGCUGGAGAAGACAGGGACAGUCAUAAACCACAGAUGCGUUGAAGAGAAAGCAUCACAGACGAGACAUCAGGCUUUUACUUACGAUACUUUAGAUUUAGAUUUCUAUUUCUAGCCAUUUUUUGAGCCAAAUUUACUCUGUCGAACUUCGGAUAAUCAGAGAUGAGUCCAGCAAUGAGAUUCCUGCAAAUCAUGUGUGUGUGUAUGUUCAUGUCAGCUGUUGAAGCAAGGAUCUGGGCCUGGAUGCUCUCGAUGCCCUACAGCCCACCAAAAGAAGGCCCUGUGGGACUGAAAGAAAGAGAGACAGAGACACAACCAGCCAGCCAGGAGGGAGAUAUGGUUUCGUGUGAACAUGAUCGUUCGUGUGGAAAGGGUUUCUCCUGUGACCGUCAUUUCGGCCUGUGUGUUCCUCUGAGACAAGAAGGGAAGUACUGCCGCAGAGACGCUCAGUGUGUGCGGGGACUCAGCUGCAUGUUCGGAAAAUGUAUCCGCAGCAUCCCGGUGGGACAGGAGGGUGCUCGCUGUAAAGUAGAUAAAGACUGUGGGUCUUCGAUGUGCUGCGCCCGCCAUCAUGGUGAGAUGGUGUGUAAGCGGCGGCUGGUGCUGGGAGAGAGCUGCUUUGUUCCAGAUGGAGGACUGGCGUUCAGCAUCAACCAAAUCUGCCCUUGUGAUGAGGGUCUGCUGUGUCGAGGAAAUGGACAACCACAAAAGAGAGAGACAGACUUUGUGUACCAACCUGAAACCACCACCUGGACCUGCCAAGGUCCAAAGCUUUGAAACACAGCUUCUGUAAACCUAAUUUAUUACAUAUUUUUUGUAUAUAUUGUUUGUAAACUGUACAUAUGAAUUAAAAGGUUUAUUCUUCUAAA